ACGCUAUUGGUAAACUAUCCACAGCUUGUUCCCGCCCACCUCAGGAGGCGGUAAUGACAGCAUUCCAGUUUCCGGUUCCGGCAGCACCGGGAUCCGAGUCGAGAUGGAGGAAGAUGCGACCGGAGGCUCCCAGUCGCUGGGAACGGAGGGUCGAGCCGGGGCUGCGGCCUAGAAGUCCGGGCCUGGAGUGCGCCUCAGAAGCUCAGGAACCGCCGGGGUCUGAGGAGCCCCUCAGGCGCCAUGGAGGACAAACGCAACAUCCAGAUCAUCGAGUGGGAGCACCUGGACAAGAAGAAGUUCUACGUGCUCGGCGUGGCCAUGACGAUGAUGAUCCGCGUGAGCGUCUACCCAUUCACCCUCAUCCGCACGCGCCUGCAGGUUCAGAAGGGCAAGAGCCUCUACCAUGGGACCUUUGACGCCUUCAUCAAGAUCCUGCGGGCAGACGGGGUGACCGGCCUGUACCGGGGCUUCCUGGUCAACACCUUCACCCUCAUCUCCGGCCAGUGCUAUGUCACCACCUACGAGCUCACUCGCAAGUUCGUAGCCGACUACAGUCAGAGCAACACAGUCAAGUCCCUGGUGGCCGGUGGAUCGGCCUCCCUGGUGGCCCAAAGCAUCACCGUGCCCAUCGACGUGGUGUCUCAGCACCUGAUGAUGCAGCGCAGAGGCGAGAAGAUGGGCCGCUUCCAGGUGCGUGGGGGCCGAGAAGGACAAGGGGUUGUUGCCUUUGGCCAGACUAAGGACAUCAUCAGGCAGAUCCUGCGGGCCGACGGGCUUCGCGGCUUCUAUCGAGGCUACGUGGCUUCGCUGCUUACCUACAUCCCAAACAGCGCUGUCUGGUGGCCCUUUUACCACUUCUACGCAGAGCAGCUCUCGCACCUGUGCCCUAAGGAGUGCCCGCACAUCGUCCUCCAGGCCGUCGCCGGGCCCCUGGCUGCAGCCACUGCCUCGGUCCUCACCAAUCCCAUGGAUGUCAUCCGGACCCGGGUACAGGUUGAAGGCAAGAGCUCCAUCGUUCUGACGUUCAGACAGCUGAUGGCGGAAGAGGGGCCCUGGGGCCUCAUGAAGGGGCUGUCAGCCAGGAUCAUCUCGGCCACACCCUCCACCAUUGUCAUCGUGGUGGGCUACGAGAGCCUCAAGAAGCUCAGCCUGCGCCCCGAGCUGGUGGACUCCAGGCACUGGUAGAAGCCGCCCUGAGCCGCUUGUGCUUCCCUCACUACACCGGGAGGGGCGGUGGCGGGGCGGAGCCAGUGCCCUCCCCUGGCUGCCUGCGGGCUGGGCAGGGCGGCGCCUGUGAGCUGCUCUUGCUGGAGAGGUUCCGGCCUGGCCCGGCCCCAGGGUUUCCAAUCCUGAACUGGGCAGCCUCCUUGAGGCCCUACACCCCAUCCGGACCGAGGACCUGCUGGCCUCCUCUCGGCCCCAGCCCUCUCCUGCUUCAUCUCUUACACUUGCUUUUUUAAAAUCCGGGACUGAGCUGCUUCUCCCUGCCCCGUGGGGCAAGUGGCCAGGCAGUUUUGCACAGGGAGUGUGGCCCUGCAGGGCCCUCGUCCUCUAGAGGAGUCGUUCCGGCAGGGAGAAAAGUGAAGUUUCUUCUGUGUGCGUGUGCGCGUGUGUGUGUUCAGCAUCCGUGAACUAAGCUAUUGCCGUUGGAGCCUAUCCCUCCCUCAGGCAGGUAGCUUCUCCCCAGCCCUCUUCCCAUCCUUCCGUGUCCUUUCAGUGUCCCUUGGUCCCAGCAGCCUGAUCUGUUGGCUCCCCCAGGCCCAGGGGCCGGCCACGGGAGGCACAGGUCUAAGCGGAGCAGGCUGUCUGGGGCACUGCUGUGGGAAGUCUGGUGGAGAGAGCAACAAGAGGCCACGGGUCUCCGACCACUUCUCCUCAGGCCACUGAGCCAAGCCUAGGAGAGAGCGUGCUCCCCGCAGGCAGCCACGGCACCCGUGUUACCGUUGUCAGACUCUGGGCGGAGUUGUCUCCCAGUGGGAGUUUGUGAGGUGUGGAAUGCUGUUGUCCUCCCCUGGGUAGGAAGAGUCUUCCUAGUCAUGGCACUCAUGCUUGAAAGAGAAUAAAGAACAGUUCAGGACGUUACCCAAUACCAGGACCACUGCACUCACCAGCCAGAUACUGCCAAGCCCUCGGCAGCGCCUUCCUCGGGGCUGGGGCCUGGAGGUGGCUCCCCUUCCCCGCCUCAUCGUCCCCCUCCACCGCCUCCACCGAGCCUGUGUUGCGGGCUGAAAGCUGCCGUGCAUGAAAUGAGAGGAGGGCAGUCAAGCUCUGCCUUCCUGUUUGAGAUAUUUGGCCUGGACGAUCCUUAACCUUUUUAAUGGUCCCACUCUGGGAAAGGCCAUGGUGCCAAUUUGAAAGGUGCUAGCUACCUUGAAGCCUUGAUUUCUUAUGGCUGCGCCACAUACUUCCAUGCUGGCCAGGGAAAAAGCUGAGAACUGUAUUUCACUACCUUUGCCACGACCCUUCCCCACCUUGUCUCAUCUUUAAGGGUUUUUUUUCCAUUCACUUAUUUUUUCUUUGUCCCUCCGUGCACUUUGUCAAGAGAGCCCUUCAGUUUCUGUCACCAAUGGCCAUCCCGAGUUGAUCCUUCGAAUCUUCUGUCCGUCACUCACUUCUGCCUCAGAGCCACCUAUAUAAUAUCACGACAGCAAAGGCCCUCAAGCUUUUCCUGUUAGGACCGUGGGAGAUUGGUUUUGUUAGUUUCACAUCUUUUCUCUCCCAUCUUCCAUCUUUCCGCUCAGUGGCAAAGUGGGUGAAGAAGCAUGGACGGGCCGGGUGUGGUGGUGCAAGCCAGGAAAUCCCAGCACUCAGCAGUCUGGAGCAGGAGGGUCACGAGUUUGAGGUCAGCCACACAGAGUUCAAGGCUGGUCUGGAAGUACAGACAGCUGUGUUUGUCUCCCCGACUCCUUUCCUUCUGAUUCAUUUUCCCUGCACAGUAUUUCAGUCUUAGAGCUCACUCAUAUUGGUCCUCUCUCUCCCUCCCCUCCUCUCUUCCUCUUCCCUCUGUUUUAAAAGGAUGAUCUGUAUGGAACUAAAGAACUAAAGGGACUCCCGGCCCUCAUUUUCCCUUAAUAGUUUAGGGACUGGGAUUGGGUUUAAAAUAUCUGGGUGGCAACGGGACAGUGGACUUCUGUUUUCCUAAAAUUGGAGACCAAAGCAGCUGGAAGUUUUAAUGUGUUGGUUGGUAACCAAAACGAAAAAAAAAACAACAAAAACACAAAACUUGGAGAGCCUGGAGGAGACAGGCAACGUGAUCGGAGUGCUGAAGGACAAGGGAAAGGAAAUGCCGAUUCAUUUAAAAUGAUAAAAUGGACUCUUGUGAAUAAUGUAUUAGCAAAUAUUCUCUGUUGCACUGUACGAAGUCUCUGAAGUGUAAUUAAAAGUUUUUAUUCAGCCCGUGGGCUUUGGUUUGC
Fukomys damarensis (Damara mole-rat) is the source of this 3413-nucleotide messenger RNA. RefSeq names its product solute carrier family 25 member 44 (gene Slc25a44). NCBI's taxonomy places the organism in Eukaryota, Metazoa, Chordata, Mammalia, Rodentia, Bathyergidae. Gene Ontology annotation, biological process: branched-chain amino acid catabolic process; transmembrane transport. Gene Ontology annotation, molecular function: branched-chain amino acid transmembrane transporter activity. The transcript has 4 exons. Gene Ontology annotation, cellular component: mitochondrion. The record is from RefSeq and is a predicted model, not a curated record. The coding region runs from base 241 to 1185 and encodes 314 amino acids.